AUGUGCUUCAUCGAUGAGAUCCAAAAAGCGGUGGGAGGGAUCCGCAAGCCGGGCUCCAGUUGCGAUGUGGAACUGGCAGGCCCAUGUACAGAAGCUGCCUCAACCACGGACCAGAUUGCCGCACCCGCCGAGCUUGCUGCAGCCAUCGAAGAUGCUGCAAAAAAGCUGGGGCGCACACAGGCCAGGGUGGUCAAUUUGAAGUUGGAAAGGUGGUGCUCCGUCUACGGGCUGCAUUUGCAGCCCGCGCCCUUCCUCCGAGUGGAGGUGGCCGACUUCCGUGAUGUGGAGCCAAUUGCAUUUGCGCUGCAACGUGGUGAGGUGCGAGCGCUGGGGUCCGCGCAGGUCAUGGGCCCCAGCCUGCUUGCAAGCAUGUUCAACAUUGGGCCCCCGAUAGCUCGAUGGCAUGACGUUGUGGCGCUGCAAGCACAGGGGGCUAUGGCCAUGGAUCAAGCUCGCUUUCGCAUUGGAUCUACGAAGAUUCAAGAGGACAUCUCUGCCGGCCGGGCGCAGUACCCGCCCGACUUCGGGCCCCCGCCUAUGGCACAGACGCGGGACUUGCGGCCCCUUCCCUUCGGCUAUGGCUUUGGCUCCGGCACCACGGCGAAAUGGCUAGCCAAGAGAGCCAGGGAGGUGUACGACGAGAGCACCGAGGAGUUCGAAGAAACCAAGGCUUCCUUGGAGAGAGGUGCACGCCGAGACUUGAGGCCAAUUAUGGUGCUGUGA
Symbiodinium natans is the source of this 723-nucleotide messenger RNA. NCBI's taxonomy places the organism in Eukaryota, Dinophyceae, Suessiales, Symbiodiniaceae. The record is from the annotation of a GenBank genome assembly.